This is a messenger RNA of Lachancea thermotolerans CBS 6340, 1338 nucleotides long. RefSeq names its product KLTH0F09174p. Bases 1 to 1338 code for a protein of 445 amino acids. Gene Ontology annotation, molecular function: GTP cyclohydrolase II activity. Lineage: Eukaryota; Fungi; Ascomycota; Saccharomycetes; Saccharomycetales; Saccharomycetaceae. The transcript has a single exon. Gene Ontology annotation, biological process: riboflavin biosynthetic process. The record is from RefSeq and is a predicted model, not a curated record.
AUGUCACCAGUGGCUCUUUCAACACACCAGUGCCAAGAUGCACACGUCCCUGCUAAAACAGGCAAAGCCGAGCCUGUGUCGCGUUCGUCGCCUGUGGACGGCGUCGUUCUCACUACGUACCCUGAGGACUCGAACCCUAUUCCUCUCAAGUGGGGCGCUGCGUCUCCUGAGGCCCGUGGUCCUAUCGUUGCGUCGCGGUUGCGCGACGGACUCGCCAAGCACAACAGUAUUGGCGCUCACUCCGGGUCCUACUGCGUGUACCACGCGCUUGCAGUGGGCUCGAAGCAGCUAGACCCCAACCACGUCGCAGACUACACCAACUCUCAGCCUGCGUUUUCCAUGCCCGAGCAAAAGACUUGGUAUAACCCCCGCGACAUCGUCGCUAUGGACCCCUUCGGUCACCUCACCCCCUACUUGUUCGACGAGGCAGGCCGCACAGAGAACGUCGAAAUCCGCCCCACCAUCGCCAUCACCAAGGCCACCAUGCAGUUGUUCGAAAUGAAGGAUGCUGUUAUCAACGGCCGCCUGCAGGUCGACGGCAAGGUCGUCUUGAACUCCAACGGUGACCUCAGCGUGUCAAAAGUCGCCGUCGAGCCAACCUGGUACUUGCCAGGCGUGGCAGAGCGUUUCGGCAUUUCCGAGGAAGAGCUCAGAAAAGCCCUUUUCGAGGACACCAACGGUAUGUACCCAGAGCUCAUCACUCGUCCCGACAUUAAGGUCUUCCUGCCACCUAUCGGCGGCCUGACCGUCUACAUCUUCGGCGACCCAAGCUACGUUUCCGACCCUUCUAAGAAGCUCGCGCUGCGUGUCCACGAUGAAUGCAACGGCUCCGAUGUUUUCGGCUCUGACAUUUGCACUUGCCGCCCUUACCUAAUAUUCGGUAUCGAGGAAGCCGUCAAACAAGCCCAGAACGGUGGUUCUGGUGUUGUGGUCUACUUCCGUAAAGAGGGUCGCGCUCUGGGCGAAGUUACCAAGUACUUGGUCUACAAUGCUCGUAAGAGAGGUGGUGACACCGCUGACGAGUAUUUCCACCGCACCGAGUGUAUCGCGGGAGUUCGUGACAUGCGCUUCCAGCAGUUGAUGCCCGACGUCCUGAAGUGGCUAGGUAUCUCCAAGAUUGACCGUAUGCUGUCCAUGUCCAACAUGAAGCACGAUGCCAUUGUCGAGCAAGGAAUUCCAAUCAUCGAGCGUAUCCCAAUCCCAGACGAGUUGGUCCCACCAGAUUCCCGUGUUGAGAUUGACGCCAAAAUCAACUCUGGCUACUUCACAACCGGUAAGAUCAUGAACCAGGACGAGCUGAAGACCGUUCAGGGCAGGGCCUGGAGCGACGUCCAGUAA